Molecule: messenger RNA, 6769 nt
Organism: Bactrocera oleae (olive fruit fly)
Lineage: Eukaryota; Metazoa; Arthropoda; Insecta; Diptera; Tephritidae
Gene: Pkc98E
Product: Protein kinase C
Biological process (GO): protein phosphorylation
Cellular component (GO): nucleus; cytoplasm
Molecular function (GO): diacylglycerol-dependent serine/threonine kinase activity; ATP binding
Source: RefSeq, a predicted model, not a curated record
GAAAUAUCUUUUCCAUUCAUUGUGCUUUGCUGCAUAUUCGCUGAAAAUCCGAAAUCCAUAGAUGUGAAGAAAAUUUGUGUAUUUCAUAUUCAAAAUUAAGAUUAUAGAGUGUGAUAGAAACUAAUAAAUACAAAAAUAAGCACUAGUUCCUCUUUUAGUGAAAUACCAAUGAACAAACAUCAACAGUAAUUGUGUAUCAAACCACCAUGAUUUAAUUAAUUCAUAACUACAUAACAUAAAAAUAGCAGAAACGUUGUCGGACAUAUGUACAUACAUGACAAAAAAUAAUAGCUACGCAUAAUAUAAUAGAAGUGUUGUGAAAGGCGAACUUGAAUUGACAUUAAAUGGGUGAAGUGCGCAACAUUCGCACAAACGAACGCAAGCAACAACAACAGCAUCACCAGCUGCAGAGGCAUAAACAUAAAUGUGUAAUUAGUUGAAUUAUACACACACGCACACAAAAGAAAAAAGAAAAGUAAUUUUUGAAAAUUUUAUGCUUUUGGAAGUGAAAAAAAUUCCUAUUUAAAGUGAAUAAACAAAGUACAUCUUAAAACAAAAGUAAAUUGUAUGGGUAAAGGUCCAAUUUAUUUCAGAGAAAUACUAUCACCUAACAAAUUCUGCAGUCCGAAAUAAAUUGUUGAUCGCGUGUUCAAAGGCGCACGCGCCCACUACUUAACACAUUAACAGCUAAAUAUUAUUGUGAGUGUGCGUGUGUGUGUUUUUAUAGAAAGCUGUGCGAGCACACAUCGGAUUUCCGUCUCAGGACCGCUGCUGCGCUUUUGGCGAAAUAUGCGUUACAUUUAAAAAAUUUGCAACCAAAUUAUUUUGGAGGACAGUAAACGCGUCAUCCAAUUAAAGUGAAUAUAAUCCAAUUUCCGUUUCGACGCCGACACCGUCCCCUCUGUCACUCCUAAGCCUUCUGCAGUCCUUUUAUCCUUACUGAAGCAUUUGAGUAAACAUUACACACGCGAUGUUUACUGGAAAAUUACAACUAAAAGUGUGUGAAGCGGUCGGUUUGCGACCAACCGACUUUCAAAAGCGACACAAUUUAGCAUUUGGAAAAUUAGCAGAUGAGCAGACGAUCGAUCCUUAUAUUUCCAUUGAUGUUGAUGAUAAUCAUUUUGAUCGCUCGACAACGCGACCGAAAACAUUUGAUCCGGUAUGGAAUGAGCAAUUCAUACACGAUGUGUCUAAUGCAAAGAACAUUAACUUGACGGUAUUCCACGAUGCAGCACUUCCACCUGAUGACUUUGUUGCCAAUUGCCAAAUACCUUUCGAAGAUAUUAUGCAAAAUGAAACAGGUGUGCUUGAUCUAUGGGUGAACUUAGAGCCGCAGGGUAAACUACAUAUUAUAAUUGAAUUGAAGAACCGAGUUGAUUCGAAUAAAGAUGUGGCUGAAGUGGUUCAGGCGGUGACCCAAAACAAGGAGUUCAAAGAACGCGCUGGCUUUAAUCGUCGACGCGGUGCCAUGAGGCGACGUGUUCAUCAGGUAAAUGGACACAAGUUUAUGGCAACUUUUCUUCGACAGCCGACCUUUUGUUCACAUUGCCGAGAAUUUAUUUGGGGAAUUGGUAAACAAGGCUAUCAAUGUCAAGUGUGCACCUGUGUUGUACAUAAGAGAUGCCAUAGCUCCGUGGUCACUAAAUGUCCAGGCAUGCGCGAAGAGCAAAACACCUUGGAAAUGGCACCAGCUGGUCAACGUUUCAAUGUGAAUGUGCCGCACCGCUUUUUAAUGCAUAAUUAUAAACGUUUUACUUUUUGCGAUCACUGCGGCUCACUCUUGUAUGGUCUGAUUAAGCAGGGUCUACAGUGUACACAAUGUAAUAUGAAUGUACAUAAGCGCUGCCAAAAGAAUGUGGCCAAUACUUGUGGCAUAAAUACAAAAGAAAUGGCCGAAAUACUCAGUUCGUUGGGUAUUUCGCCGGAUAAGCAAGGGCAGCCACGCCGUUCGAAGUAUUUAAAUCAACCGGGUGGUGAUGAUAACUAUAGCUUGAGCGACCGUAGCGAUCAGGGUACGGAAAGCAGCACUUCCACACGCAGUUCGAUGAUGUCGGAACGUUCGGUUACAAGCACUUCGACUGCCAUGACCGGAUUCAGUGCCAUUACAGGGCAAUAUUUUGAUUCUCGUCCAGGAAAGACUUCAUUGUCGGACUUUAAUUUCAUUAAGGUAUUAGGAAAAGGCUCGUUCGGCAAAGUAAUGCUGGCCGAAAAGAAGGAUACGGAAGAGAUUUAUGCGAUUAAGGUGUUGAAAAAAGAUGCCAUUAUACAAGACGACGAUGUUGAUUGCACAAUGACGGAAAAACGUAUACUAGCUUUGGCCGCCAAUCACCCAUUUUUGACAGCAUUACACUCCUGUUUUCAGACUAAGGAUCGUCUAUUCUUCGUUAUGGAGUAUGUGAAUGGUGGUGAUUUGAUGUUUCAAAUACAGAAGGCACGACGCUUCGAGGCCGCACGUGCUGCUUUCUAUGCCGCCGAAGUUACGUUGGCUCUCCAAUUUUUACACUCUCAUGGUGUUAUUUAUCGUGAUUUAAAACUAGAUAAUAUUCUCUUAGAUCAGGAGGGGCACUGCAAAUUGGCCGAUUUCGGCAUGUGCAAGGAGGGUAUUAUAAAUGGUGUUUUAACAACCACAUUUUGUGGCACUCCCGACUAUAUCGCGCCUGAGAUACUAAAAGAGCAAGAGUAUGGGGCAUCCGUCGAUUGGUGGGCGCUCGGGGUGCUCAUGUACGAAAUGAUGGCCGGUCAACCGCCGUUCGAGGCCGACAACGAGGAUGAAUUAUUUGAUUCAAUUAUGCAUGACGAUGUAUUGUACCCGGUUUGGUUAUCUAGAGAAGCCGUAUCCAUUUUAAAAGGAUUCCUAACGAAAAACCCCGAAACCCGUCUCGGGUGCUCUGGUGAUGAGAACGAGAUACGCAGACAUCCCUUCUUCGGUAAAUUAGAUUGGGAUGAACUGGAAAAGCGCAAUAUUAAACCACCUUUUAGACCAAAAAUGAAAAAUCCUCGGGAUGCCACCAAUUUCGACACAGAGUUCACGAAAGAGGAACCAGUACUCACACCCGUACCCAACGAUGUUAUUCGCUGCAUUAAUCAGGAUGAAUUUGCUGGAUUUUCAUUUGUCAAUCCGAAAUUUGGACCUGAACGUAAAGUAUUUUAAGUUGGUUUUUUAAUGUGCGCGCAUGCGCCUGAAGAGUUUAAACUUCUAUGGGAAAAAGCUAAGAAACAGUGCAAAACUUGCAAAUCCAAGAAAGCGGCAAAAACUACUACUACUACUAUUGUGUUUGUUCUCUUUUUAUGUGUACGUAUACAAACGAACAUGCACACAUGUAUACAGAAUGACACACACAGUCACACAGGGUCGCCAGUUGGAAGAAAUUUAUUUAUUUUUUCUUUAUUUAUUUAUUAUUAAUUUUCAUGCGUUGACAUUUAUUUAAGUAUCGAAAGUUUCGUAUUGCGAUGACAUUGUUUGCAAGAGCAAAGUAUAUAUGUGUGGAUACCUGUGUGCUAUAUUGUUUUACGCUGUUAAUCAAUGUGCAGCUACGAUUUUAAAAUUUAAAUUCGCGAAAAGUGAAGUAAAAAAGAAGAACAAAAUAUGCUUAUAUUGUUAACACAACAAACUUUACUCGUGGUAUUCGUUAGCAAAUAAAUAAAUCUAAUGACCAAUAACCGUAGAACACUUGGUUGAAAAUAACAAAAACAAUAAAAUAACGUGCAGUGGUAGAAAAUAUAAAAAAUAAUAAGCAGGAAAUACCUGAUAACAAGCAAAAAAGAAAUUAAUAACAAUUUGCUAACUUGUUUUAGACAUUAUAUAAUAUAAAACAUGCUACUAACAUUGUAUUAUUUUAAAGUUACUGGCCAUCUAAGGAUUGCGACUAAAAAUACUACCUUUUUAAGCAUAAAGUCCCAGGCUAAGCAUUAGCAACAAGUAGAAGCCCUUUUCAUUUAGCCAACUGCAAGCAUUUGAGUUUCUACCAAAACUUUUGCAUAAUUUUUCGAUUUUUCAUGCGAUUUGGCUAAGGGGUUCAUACUAGCAUUACUAUUAAUGUGUAGAGCCAGAGAAAACUUGUGUAUUAUUUAAUUAGUGGUUGAAUUGAAGGAAGCGAAAAAGAAAUCAGCGUCGCCAUAUUUUCCAAUCAAGUUACUAAUGUCAAAUAUUGUUCUUUCACUAAAAUUAAUCGGCCUUAUUUUGUGUAACUCGUUAUACUCGUGCAACAUUUUGCACAAAUUAUUAUAAUUGUUAUCUGCGUUUUAUUACAUUAAUUACAUUGCAAGCGAAUGAAGGAGCCUAAUUUCUUCAGUAUUCGUAGACAAUAUUUGAAAACUCGGAAUACUACAACCAUUUUUUACAUUAACGAAAGCGUUUUAAUUCCAUUAAAAUUUAUUUAUGAAACGCUUUAAAUUUAAUUUAAAUGAAAUGAUCAACGGUGGUUGAAAUAAAAUUAAAAUCGCCAAGCAUAUAUUUUUACAGUAAAAUAUAAAAAAUUGUAAUUAGCCAAGAGUUUUUAAUUCAAUAUCGUUUCGACACAUACAUACAUACAUAUAAGUAUACAUGUAUGCUGACGUUUUGAAUAUUCGUAACAAGUAAUGAGCAUUAGUUGCUUGCCUUGCAUUAUUAUAUUGCUUAUGUUAUGUUUAUGUGUUGAUGGACAUUCAACGAAAUUAUAAAAAAUUUAAUUAAUGAAAAUUUUUGUUUUACUUAUUAUUGUUAAUUGAUGUUGUUUUCAAUUCUCUAAAACAACGAAUGUUAAAAAUCAUUCGUCAAUCUAGUCAAAUUGUGUUUAAAAACGCACGCACACACAUAUAAACACACAAAUCCAUGUAUAAAUGAGUAGAUAAUAAUUAUUACGUAAAUGCAUUUGAAAUACCUACAUAUUGUUGAACAAUUUUUUUUAUAAUUUUAGUUAUUAAUGUGCAAAGUUGAAUUUAAUUUAGUAUUUUAUUAUUAUUUGUUUUUAAUUAUAUUAUAAGUACUUGCAUUAUUUUAAAAACCAUACGAACAAAUACAACUGUUUUUAUUAGUAUUCCCAAUUUAUUACAACAACUACAACUAUACAUAUAUAUAUAUAUUUUAAUUAAUUUGUAAUUUAAAAUAAAAACACGCCUUGAAAUGUUCUACACGAGUAGUAUUUACAACUGAAAACAAAACGAACACAUUUUUUUUUAAAUAAACAUUUACUGCUCCUUCUUAUCUUAACAUUGUGCUAAAGCAACUUUUCGACUACACUUAAAAAUGAUUAUUGAAUGAAUAUCUCGAAAUGAGUGUGGAAAUUCAACAAAAUUGUGAAAAGCAGCGAAAUAUUUGCUGCUCUAAAAAUUUACACAUAAAUAAAUUGAGAGUGUUACAAACAGUCGAAUUUAUAUAUUUUUUAUGCUUUUACUUCGUGCCAUGGUGAAUUACUCGCUAUCAAUCAGUUUUGAAGUCUGCAAGAACUAAAUUUUUUCGACUUGUAAAUUAAAAUAUAUUUGAUAAAUGCAGUUUUGGUAAAAAUUGUGUGAAUAAAUAUUUUUUAGAAAAAUUUCAAAGGCGGUUGAUACCUGGUCAUUAUUUAAAAACCUUAUUUCAUCCGCAGCACUUUUUCAUUUUUACUUUUUAAUUAAAAGUAAUUGCUUUACUGCAAAGUAGUUGGCAGCGCUAUGUAUUUUUACAAUUAUAUGUAUUUUAAUGUAAAUACGCACAAAUAUAAAUCAGUUGAAUUAAAAAGAAAGUAUUAAAAUGAUAUUAUCAAUUGUUAUCCUUUGGUGUAUUUAUAAAAUACACGUUAACAGUUUUUUUGCUAAUUUAUUUUGUAUAUUCUAAGUACGACAAGAAACUAAUCAGAAACUUUCAAUUUUCCCGCUUACAGGUUUUGUAGAAGCUUUUGUUGUUAAAUGUAAUCAAAAUUAUUUUAAAUUUUGGUAUGUAUUGUAAUAAUUACAUUUGUAAAUUGUCCUUUAAUUGGGGACAGCGAAACGAAGUGGUAUCAAGUAUAGCAAAUUGUAAUGCCAAUAAUAACAAUGUUAUAAAUAGUUUAUAUAAAGUUUGUCAACUGCAAAUAACACAAUAAGUUUGCAUGAAAAAAAAUUAGUAAAAAUAAUAUUAAAAGGUAAAAAGUUAAAAAUUAAAUCAAAUAAUGCGAAAAAUAUAUUUAAUUUUAUAUACGAAGCAUUAUAUAUUACACAAGAUUCUCAACAAAACGGUGCAAACAAAAUAAAUAUCAUAAUAUAACAUAAUGAAAGUGUUCUAUGUUAAAAGCUAAUUAUUGAACAUAAAAAUAAUGUAUGCAAAAAACACACACACUUAUGCGUGUAUAUGUAUGUAUAUACAUGCGCAAAUAUUUUAGCUAAGACAGAAAACAACAGUUUAGAACAAUUGUGUAUGUUGCAUAAGCACCUACUUAUAUGCAUAUACACGCAUAUAUAGAUUAAAAACCAAAACCGCAAAAAAAAACAAACAACAAUUAAAUGUUAUGCAAAGAAACACUAAUGGGCAGUUGAAUUGAAACCAACAAACCAAAAAUUAUAAUGUACAAGUAUGUUAUCUAAUCGAAACCCUGUUUAAAUGAAACCGUAGUUUAGCGGUUAUGAAUUUUAGGUUUUAAAGGAAAACAAUUAAUGCUAAGCAUGUCAGUAAAAUGGUCUAAUUCAUAGCAUUAUAUACAAAUUUAAUUAAACACAAAGCGGCAUAAACACAGCUAAAAAGCGUGUGCGGCGUAUGGAAACCCGUAUAUUCAAAUUCUUAUACAAGUUAAAAAAAAACAUCAAAAAUACAACAAAAUAAAUGAUGUAAAAUUUAACA